AUGAAAGAAAAGCGUUCCAAAAAACAUAAGAAAAGCUCGAAGGAAAAGAGAUCUAGUGAAUCAAAGAAAAAUAAAAAAAGAAGACAGUCCUCAGAUUCCUCAUCAAAUUCUGAAUCAGAUGAGUGGGUUGAGCAGGAAAGAGUUAAAAGUGAGUCUGCUGGUAGGGAUGAAUGGAUGGCUAUGACUGGAAUGCUGAAAACAUACACCAAGGAUGAUAUUAAACCAAAACAAGAUAAAGCUGAGAAAAUGCACAUUGAUUCAUACAACCCAGCCACAAGCAGUAGAGAAUUGAACCCAUACUGGAAGGAUGGAGGCUCCGGUGUACCACAAUCGUCAGAAAGCCUAUCAAAAAGUAGAAAAUUUAUGAAGCCAUCAUAUGACGAUGAUUAUUAUAACACAUCUAGUUCAUCUAGCAGAAAUAAGAAUGAUAGGCCAUACAAGCAGAAUAGAGAUUAUGAAAGAUCUUCCAACUGGAAAAAGGAAACAAUUGAUAGAAGGGAAGAAGAUAGGAGAAAAUACCAUGAUAAAAAAGAUAAUUUAAAUUCUGAACAUGAUAAUAAAGAUAAAAGGAUUGAAAAAGAUGAUCGUAUACAUGACAAUUUAAAGAAAAGCAUUGAAACAAAAACACCUGAUUCCUCAACAAAAGAGAGGAAAGAUUUGUAUCUAUCUGAUGAAAAGAUGAAUAAAUUAGCAGCUAAAAUCGUUAAAGCUGAAAUAAUGGGUGAUUUAAAACAAGUUGAGGAACUUAAGUCUAAAUUGGAGGCAGCAAGAGAGUAUAGGAAAAACAACCCCAAUGUUGAAAACUUAGAAGAUAAUAGAGUUUUAUUAAUGUCUACGACCAGUACUGGAAGUAGCAGACCUUUGACGAACAAUCCUCUUGAUAGUAAAGGCAAGGGUAAUAAACGAAAGGCCCAAACACAUGAUUCCGAAGGACGACUGAAAUACUUCGGAGACGAUGAUAAAUAUAACUUAAAACAAAUGUUUGAACAAGAAAAGUAUGGUAAUAAUUACAAUGAAGAUGCUGAGUUAGUGAGAGCUGCUAACAAAAGUAAGAAUCCAAAUGAUGAUUUAGCUGACAUUUUCUUAGAUAAUAUCACAAAGAACAAAAACACAUCAAGAAAUAGUGAAAUAGAAAAGCAACAAGCUAUAAAUCAGAAUGUUAAGCUUGAAAGAUCUUUGGAAGGAUGUGAAUAUUGUUUCGAUUCCAAAAAUAUGUUGAAGCAUCUAAUAGUCAGUUGCGGAAACAAGAUAUAUAUGGCAUUACCAUCGAGGAAAUCACUUGUCAAGGGUCAUUGUAUUCUAAGUACAAUACAACAUUCAACUUGUGUGACCAAUGUUGACGAAGAUGUAUGGGAGGAAAUAUUAUAUUACAGAAAAAUGAUUACCCAAUACUAUAAUUCUCAAGAUCAGGAUGUAGUAUUCUAUGAAACUGCAACAAGAUUACACAGAUUUCCACAUUUAGUAAUUAAUUGUGUGCCGAUGCCAAGAGAUGUUGGUGACACAGCAUCCAUAUAUUUCAAAAAAGCACUUUUAGAGUGUGAAGCGGAAUGGUCUAUGAAUAAAAAGGUUGUGGAACUAAAGGGAAAAAACAUAAGACGAGGAGUUCCUAAAGGUUUGCCUUAUUUUUGGGUUGACUUUGGUAUGGAUCCAGGUUUUGCCCAUGUCAUAGAAGACCAACAAUUAUUUCCCAAAUCCUUUGCAGAGGAAAUUAUUGGUGGCAUGUUAGAUUUGGAUCACAGCCUUUGGAAGAAUCCCAAAAAGGAAUAUGGAGAUAUUCAAAGAAAAAAGGUUAUAGAAUUUGUAAACGAAUGGAAACCUUUUGAACAAAGUUUUAAAGAUAAUAGUUAA
This is a messenger RNA of Danaus chrysippus (African queen), 1848 nucleotides long. Lineage: Eukaryota; Metazoa; Arthropoda; Insecta; Lepidoptera; Nymphalidae. The record is from the annotation of a GenBank genome assembly.